UACCGUACGUUUUCAUCGGUCUACGAUUGUUGGAGUGAUGACCUCUUCGGCUCUUCAUUACAAUUAUUAUCUUAUCUCGUUGCGCUACCUAUCUAUUUAUUUAUUUAUUUAUUUAUUUAUAAAAGUCGAACUUUACGUACUGUGAAAAUCAUUACACCUGCACUUGUACCUACGUGUGAAAUUACAAAUGUGUUCUUUUCAUGCAUGUUAUUGUAUACAUUUUUGAUACGUGUGUGUAACAAUUACCCAAAAUACGUGCUCACGUGCUCAGAUUUUUAUAUAAGACCAUGGGAUUCACAUUUAUGCGUAUAUAUGUUGUGUAUUACACGUUAGCUUUUCUAAUACACGCUAACGAUGGAGCUAAAAUUUUGGGAAUAUUCCCUAUGCCAGUUAAAAGCCAUUUCACCUGUAAUAACGCUAUAAUGAAAAGUCUAAUCGAAGCUAACCACGAAGUCACUGUAAUUACUUCAUUUCCCGAGCAAGCAUCCGCUGAAAAUUACUCUUCAAUUAUCGAUGUUUCUGCAAAAGGAAUGAUUUUUGUUGGCCAAUCGAAAAUUGAUGAAUUUGCAACGCAAAAUGUGUUUAGAUUUCUAAAUCUUACUAACGAUAUGGAACAUCCAUUCUGUGCCGAAGUAUUAAAGUUGCCAGAAAUACAGAGAAUAUUAAAAUCGAAUGAAAAACUAUACGAUGUGGUGUUUGUCGAAGUAUUACUAUUCUACAAAUGCUUUCUGCACGUUGCUGAAAAGAUGAACGUACCCGUUAUCGGAACUGUUACCAUGAGAACUUGGAUCCUCGCUGAUAUUGGAAUGAAUAAUCCUUAUCAUCCUGCUUACCUCUCUUUCGAGCCUUUGACUCAAAAAUGGCAUCUGGAUCAUAUUCUCGGACGAAUAGUCAAUUCGUGGAGUUAUAUUGUGAUGGCUUGGUACAAGAUUUUCAUUUCGCCGAAAUUAAUUAGACAGUUUCACGACGAAAAUUCUCAUUUACUCAAUUCUCUGGGAAGAUACAUGGAUAUCGAGCCGGAUAUAAUUUUUUAUAACAAUCACGCUUCUUUAUUACCCAGACCAAUGAAUCCUAAUGCGAUUGAUGUUGGAGGGAUACAUACAAACAAUGCUAAACCUUUGCCUCUGGAAAUUCAAAAAUUUAUCGACGAAGCCGAUCAUGGAGUGAUUUUAUUUACAUUAGGUUCCAUAGUUAGAGCAGCCUCCAUGACUUCUGAAAUGAAAAAUGCUUUCAAGAAUGCCUUCGCAGAAAUACCACAAAGAGUGAUUUGGAAAUUUGAAGAGAAAAUGGAAAAUGUGCCCAGCAACAUAUUGCUGCUUGACUGGUUGCCUCAACGAGACAUUCUAGAACACAAAAAUGUGAUUGCUUUUAUUAGCCAUUGCGGCUUGGGAGGUACAAAUGAAGCAGUCUACACAGCUACUCCUGUGAUUGCUUGUCCCUUAUUUGCCGAUCAAUUGGAUAAUGCUAAAUUAUUAGAAGAUCAUGGCGCUGCUGUUCAUUUAGACUUUCACGACAUUACGAAGGAAAAUAUUUUGAAUGCACUGAAUGCAAUUAUCAAUAACACAAGUUAUCGUGAUAAUAUGCGAAAGCUAUCGAACAGGUUUAAAGACCGACCAAUGACACCGCAGCAAAGUGUAGUUUAUUGGACCGAAUAUGUAAUCAGGCAUCAAGGUGCAUCUCAUCUUCGAAGUCCGGCAUCUCGGUUGUCUUGGUUACAAUUUUUCAUGCUCGAUGUCAUAUUUAUUGUUACAACUGUUCUAGUCAUUUUUGUAUUUUUACUUUAUUUUAUCAUCAGAAUUUUCUUAUCUCAUUUUGUACAGAUUAGAUGUUUCAAUAAAUUUAGAAAACCAAAAAAUAAAAAACUUUAAAAAAUUUUA
Messenger RNA from Planococcus citri (citrus mealybug), 1877 nucleotides. RefSeq names its product UDP-glucosyltransferase 2-like. The record is from RefSeq and is a predicted model, not a curated record. Gene Ontology annotation, molecular function: UDP-glycosyltransferase activity. Bases 288 to 1868 code for a protein of 526 amino acids. NCBI's taxonomy places the organism in Eukaryota, Metazoa, Arthropoda, Insecta, Hemiptera, Pseudococcidae. The transcript has 6 exons.